This is a messenger RNA of Neogale vison (American mink), 2263 nucleotides long. RefSeq names its product rhophilin Rho GTPase binding protein 1 (gene RHPN1). Gene Ontology annotation, molecular function: protein binding. The record is from RefSeq and is a predicted model, not a curated record. The coding region runs from base 1 to 2130 and encodes 709 amino acids. Lineage: Eukaryota; Metazoa; Chordata; Mammalia; Carnivora; Mustelidae. The transcript has 14 exons. Gene Ontology annotation, biological process: negative regulation of stress fiber assembly; signal transduction.
AUGAUCCCUGAGGAGAGGCCGGACGGCCCGGGCGCCGGCCAGGAGAGCGCGAGGCUGCAGGAGGCCGGCGGCGUUCGCAAGGGCUCCGACCCGCUGGCCCAGAGCCCACGUGGGCGCCCACAGAGCCGCAGGGCCCGGGUCCGCCAGCAGAUCACCAAGGAGCUGCGGAUGCGGACAGGCGCCGAGAACCUGUACAGAGCCACCAGCAACGCCUGGGUCCGGGAGACGGUGGCCCUGGAGCUGAGCUACGUCAACUCCAGUCUGCAGCUGCUGAAGGAGGAGCUGCAUGAGCUCAGCGGCGGCCGUGUGGAGGCCGACCGGCCCGAGGGCGAAGGCAUCACUGUCCCUAUGAUCCCCCUGGGGCUGAAGGAGACCAAGGAGCUGGACUGGUCCACUCCCCUGAAGGAGCUGAUCUCUGGGCACUUUGGAGAGGACAGCGCCUCCUACGAGGCCGAAAUCAGGGAGCUGGAGGACCUGCGGCAGGCUGCCCGGACCCCCAGCCAGAGCGAAGCGGGCCUGGGGCCCCUCACAGCCUACUACAAGCAGCUCUGCUUCCUGGACGCACGCUUCGUCACCCCUCCUGGGAAUCUCGGGCUGCACUUCCACUGGUAUGACUCGCUGACGGGAGUCCCGGCCCAGCAGCGGGCCCUGGCCUUCGAGAAGGCCAGUGUGCUUUUCAACAUCGGGGCCCUGCACACCCAGAUUGGGGCUCGCCAGGACCGCUCGUGCCCCGAGGGCACCCAGCUCGCCAUCGAGGCCUUUCAGAGCGCUGCCGGUGAGGGCGGGCCUCGGUCAGGGUGCCUCUGGGGCAUGCGGGGGCAGGGCCAGUGGGAUGGCCCCUGCUGCACCCGGAUCCCCCCUUCCUGGGGGUGUGGCCAGGCCGUCCUGCCCGCCUGCUGUGAGCGCCCCUCCGCAGGGGCCUUCAGUCUCCUGAGGGAGAACUUCUCCCGAGCGCCCAGCCCUGACAUGAGCCCGGCCUCGCUCUCCAUGCUGGAGCGACUCAUGACAGCCCAGGCCCAAGAGUGCGUCUUUGAGGGUCUCCUGCUCUCACCCCCUGAAGGCCCCCAGGAUUGCUUGGCUCAGCUACGCCUGGCUCAGGAGGCUGCCCAGGUGGCGGCCGAGUACAGGCAGGUGCACCAGGCCAUGGCCCAGCCACCUGUGCGGGACUACGUGCCCUUCCCCUGGACCACCCUGGCACACGUCAAGGAGGAGUACUUCCGCGCCCUGGCCCAUUACCACGCAGCCAUGGCACUCUGCGACAGUCCCCCAGCGGCCGAGGCGGACUUCCCCACGCGGCAGCAGGCCUUACGUGGGCGCCCGGCCGCAUCGGAGCCGGAGCUGUGGGGCGCUGGGCUGCCCCAGGAGCCGGAGGAACGCAGGAAGCUGGGCAAGGCCCACCUGAAGCGCAGCAUCCUGGGCCAGGAGGAGGCCCUGCGGCUGCACGCGGUGGGCCGUGCCCUGCGCACGGUCGACCUGCUGCAGGCCGUGCUGGCCCAGGCGCUGAGGCGCUCCCUGGCCCAGUACUCGGAGCUCGACCUCGAGGACGACUUCCUGGAGACCACGGAGGCUCCCGACAUCCAGCCUAAAACACAGCAGAAGCCGGAGAUCAGGGUGCCCAGCUUCUCCAGGGUGAAGGUGACCGAUAUCUUUCAGCGGCUGGGGCCCCUGUCUGUGUUUUCAGCCAGGAACUGCUGGCGGCUGGUGGGGCCCGUCCACGUGACCCGCGGGGAGGCUGGCUUUGGCCUCACGCUGCGCGGAGACGCGCCUGUGCUCAUCGCCGCCGUCAUCCCCGGGGGCCCGGCAGCGGCAGCUGGCCUGCAUGAGGGCGACUACAUCGUGUCCCUGAACGGGCAGCCGUGCAAGUGGUGGAGGCACGCCCAGGUGGUGGCGCAGCUGAGGGGCGUGGGCGACGAGGGUGUGAGUCUGCAGGUGGCCACGCUGCUGCCCAGGGCGGAGCCCCCCGGCACGCAGGGGCACCAUCGGCCGGCCCUGGGGGCGCUUCUGAGGAGCCAGAAGGAGUGUGACUGGGGGGCGCCCACUCCCGCACGGGCCGGCCCCAGGCCCUUCCUUGGCUGGAGCCGCAAGGCCAGGAGGGGCAAGGCCAGAGGGAGGCUGUCCGCACAGCCCUGAGUGGUGUGCCACGCUCCCUCUCCGAGCGCCCCGCCCCACACCCCCGUGUGCCUUCCUCCAGCCUGAGGGAACUUCAGGCCAGUUUGCUGUGCGCCCCCCCCCCAGUGCUGCCAUUAAAGACCAUGUCACAUGA